Molecule: messenger RNA, 3098 nt
Organism: Coffea arabica (coffee)
Lineage: Eukaryota; Viridiplantae; Streptophyta; Magnoliopsida; Gentianales; Rubiaceae
Source: RefSeq, a predicted model, not a curated record
AAGAAAAAUAAUAAAAGUGUAUUUUUUCAUAAAACACAAAGAAAACUGACGCACAAGAAACAAAAGAACAGAAUAAUACAUCAACAGAAUUUUUUUUUUUUUUUAAAAAAAGGCCAAAACAAAUUUCAAACAAUCCACUCCCUGCCUCUAAAUUUCUCUCUAUCUCUCCAUGUUUCUCAAUUGAUAACCCAAAGCUGCAGAUUAAAGAAAGGGGCGCUGUUUAAUUUAUCUGGUGGCUGCUCCAAACAUUUAACUAUCUGGCAAGGUGUAUGUGUUUGUAUGUACAUUUUGUCUUGUACGCAGACGUCUGUGUGCGUACGUGUUUCUAUUUCUGUGUAUUUAUACUCCAUUGCGUACAUACUGGAAUUAUGAUUCCACAUGAUUUCUUGCUAUAUUUGUUAUAAAUGUAUCUGCAUAUAAUGGUACUUCCUUUCCGAUGGAAUUGAGUUUAUGCUUGCAGUUUUUGUCAAAUUGAAAGCUUUCCUUUUUCCCCCCUCCAUACUGGAUAUCUUCAGGAUCAGUUGAAUUUUGUUUUUACAAAGUCCAGUUUGCUAAAACGGAGCAGAAAGCUCUUAUCUUUUAUUUUGUUUUUUUGGGUUUUGAAUUGCGACUACAUCCAUCAGAUUGUCCAAAAUACUACUAAAUUUCAUUGCUAGUUUUAUGGUUUAUUAUGAAACUUGUAAUUUUUCACAUAUUCUUAUAGUUCCCUGUUCACGGAAAACAGGUUUCUUGACUAGAUAAAAGGCUCAUUGGAAUCAGAAUAAGCUAACAUCAUGAGAUACAAAAAAGGGAGCGAAGUCGAAGUAUUUUGUAAAGAUGAGGUGCCGUCCGGCUCCUGGCGUUGUGGGCAGAUAAUAUGUGGCAACGGUCACCAUUACACCAUCAGGUGCAUUAUAGGAGCUAAGGAUGCGGCAAUAUUUGAGAGAGUCUCUAGGAAGUCAAUUAGGCCAUGCCCUCCUGUUGUUCAUGUAUCUCGGAGCUGGAUGCCUGGUGAUGUUGUUGAGAUGUUGCACAAUUACUCUUGGAAGAUGGCUACGGUCUCAAAGGUUUUAAAGGGAAACCACUUUUUGGUCAGGCUUGUCGGAUCCUCGAAUGAGUUCAAGGUUCACAAGUUUGAUAUCCGGCUGAGGCAAUCUUGGAUGGAUGGGAAAUGGAUCGUGGUUGGAAAGGGUUUUGGAAAUUAUGAUGAAGAGAAAUACUGUGAACAGCCAUGUUUCAAAUAUGAUUAUAUAUCAGGCUCCUUUAAGGGGAUAAAAGCAAAAUUAGAUUCCCACGAAGAAAAGGACAGUGUUGGUACUGUAAACAACAUCAACUUCCAGGAAUCACAUGUAGUUUCCAAGAAAAAUCUAAAGAGAGUGUCUCACAAUGUUUACCCUCAAGCUAAAGCACCUGAAAGUGCUCGAAAGUUUAGAGCCAUCGAAAAAGGUGGUAGACAUCAUCGAGUGAUUGUUGCUGAUCCUUCCCCGUUGCCUGAGAAGGUAGAAAAUUAUCCUCAUCCAAAGAAAUUGCCAGGAGAAAAGGACACAUGUUAUCUUUUAAACAAUAAAACUACAAUUUUCUCUCAAACGGAUGAAGGGCGGAUAAGAAUCAUCGAUGUUGCACAAUUUUCAAAUUCAAGAACUUCAGAUUGUAAUGAUGUGGAUGAUGAUGUGAGCUCUGUUGGCAGCUGUUCUAUUGGUUGGGACAAUCGCAUUAAGUGGCCUUCUAGGAUCUUGGCAUGUCCUGUUGGAUAUGCUGACGAUCAUUCCAGUGAUGCUGAGUCUGUUUGUCCGCUAAAUAAAGAGGAAGAUAACUAUUUACAACCCAGUGAAGAGGAGUUGGCUGUGGAAAUUCAUAGGUUAGAGUUGCAUGCCUAUCGCUGCACUCUGGGGGCUUUAUAUGCGUUAGGACCUUUAAGUUGGGAACAAGAAACGUUGAUGACAAACCUUCGUAUUUCCCUUCAUAUAUCAAAUGAUGAGCAUUUGAUGGAGUUAAGGAACUUAACAUCUAGUGCAACCGGCAUCCACGUUAGUUGACAGAAAACUGAUAUCGGCCCAUUUGGAGGCUCGUACGUCUUGAUUAGUUCUAAUGGUGAUGUUCGGUUUGCCUCCUUUCUCUUGAUGUAGACAAUGGGGCAACAUCAGCAUCAAACUAGCUAAAGCAGGUUAUUACACCAAUUUUGGUAUGAUUCAUGUUACUAUUUGCUGCCUUCUUGGUUUCCACUCACUGCCUAGUGGCUACUAGAGUUAAAAAGCAUUCCACAACGUAGGAUACAAAUUGACUGUAGGAUAGGAGUUGCGUACCCUGACCACUAGCCUUGUUAUGCUAAUUGACUAUGAUGUAGGAUACAAGUUAUGUACCCUGACCACUUGUCUUCUGUUCUGGUAAUGCGAAAGCAAUUCUUUUUCCAAAUAAAGUACAUGCUGUUGAACAUCCUUCAGCUAUGCUUCCAACACCGAGCUCUGCUAACUUGAGCCCAGGCAGAUUUCCAAUCAUGUUGCGGUGAUUUAUGGAAGCUGUGAUUUUGUUUCUGGUGGAGGAAAUGGAAAAUUGGUGAGAAAAUGGUUUGCCGGAUUCCUUUACAGACUGUCACAGAUUGGCGUCUCUCCUGGUGUGAUCUUACUCUCAUGCUGUUGUAAUUAAUAUGAUUUGGCCUUUGCAAUUCCACAUAUUAAUAAUCUCUAACUGCUUUGGAGUUCAGCUGGUUGUAUAUCUUCAGCUGAAGGGAAUGCACAAGUCCGAGUGUCUCCAUGCUGAGUGGUACAACUACUUAAUAAUCUGCGCUUUGCAUGUGUGAAACCUGAAGCUCGAUGUUGUCAAGAAUUCGCGUCUUUUUGAGCUAGACUAUUGGUACUUGGCAUGCUGGCGGGAGAGACUAAAAGGAAAUAAAGUUUGGAAUGUCUGGUUUGUUAAAUUUUUUUGGAGAAAGCGAGAUUACAGCCUUGCAUUGGGGUGGCAUAUUUUAGUUCAUAUAUUCCUAUUUAUAUUUUCAGAAUUGAAUGGAUCAGCAGGUAGGAAAAUUUGACUUCCAAACGUAGAAAUGCCCUUGCGACUUUGAACAAUUGUGUUAUCUGUGUCUUGCACAAUAAGCUCUUAGUUUAAAUCAUGUGGAGUUGUCA